This is a messenger RNA of Colletotrichum godetiae, 2023 nucleotides long. Its product is annotated as carotenoid oxygenase. The coding region runs from base 363 to 1778 and encodes 471 amino acids. Gene Ontology annotation, biological process: carotene catabolic process. The record is from RefSeq and is a predicted model, not a curated record. Gene Ontology annotation, molecular function: carotenoid dioxygenase activity. NCBI's taxonomy places the organism in Eukaryota, Fungi, Ascomycota, Sordariomycetes, Glomerellales, Glomerellaceae. The transcript has 12 exons.
ACCGCGUGUGGCUCCAGUGUCGUAAUUGGCUGACUCCGCUGGAAUGUGGCUUCAAUGUGGCUCUGCCGUGGUCAACUCUCAAUAGAGGGAACGAUGUGAGCGACAUCAAGGGUUGCGCUUCAGGGCAGACUAAGGAGCCACAUGUGGUCGAGCCAAACUGGACAGAAUAGAUACUCUCGAGACACGGAGAUGGCGGGCUACUGUAUCCCUGUGGAGUGCUGAGGCAAUGAUUCUCAUCUUACUAUAAAGUACAGUUGCUCGCCGCGAGACGUAAUCGCUUUGAAGGAGCAACCAGUCAAGCAACUGAGCACUGCCAUUAGACUCCUCUAUUUAAUUUGCCUGGGAAUGCCACAACAACCAAAAUGGCCAGGGCUGCCGAUUUCGCUGCUGCAUCACGUCCAUUCAGGGCAGAUGUCGAGAUCCACGAUGUCGAGGUUGAAGGAGUAAUCCCGAAAGAGCUAGACGGCACUUUCUACAGAGUGGUUCAAGACCAGUAUUCCGACGGGUCCUAUUACGAAAAUGGGUCCAAGACCGUCCCUUUUGACGGAGAUGGAAGCGUCAGCGCCUUCCGGAUCAAAGACGGGAAAGUCUCUUUCCAACAGAAAUAUGUCUUGACAGAGCGUCUGGUUGCGGAGCGAAAGGCCGGUCGAUCCCUCUUCGGGAUCAACAAGAACCCCUUCACCCACCACCCGUGCGUACGUGCCGUCGUCGAUACUUCGGCCAACACCAAUGUUGUAGUGCAUGCCAACAAACUGCUGGCGGUGAGCGAGGGUGGGCCGGCAUACGAGCUCGAUCCCAACGGCCUACGAACCAUUGGACACGCACCGUUUCCGGAGACUCAUCCCACCAAGGCGUUCACGGCGCACCCUCAUGUUGAUCCCGAGACGGGUGACAUGAUUGCUUUUGGCUACGAAACCGAAGGACUGGACAGCCCAAAUACGCGAAACUACAUUGUCCUCACUCGUAUGCCCUUCACGAUUGACCUCAAAGACCUAGAGAAGCCAGGAAAUCAUCAGUGGUACUAUGAUGAGGAGUGUCCCGCGUAUUUUGGACUGGUGCCACGCGACCUUAAUAAGCCAGUUCGCUGGUUCAAGUAUCACAAUUCGAUGCCGAUUCAUACGGGCGCAUCUUGGGAGGAAGACGGGAAGGUGUACUUCGAUACGACUCUUGCUUCGCACAAUGGGCUCAGUUUUCUCCCGAGCCGCCACGGCCCCAAACCUGAGCCAAAGGACGUUGCGGUCAACCACGUCAAGUUCUGCAUCGACCCCAACAACAGCGAAUCCGACGUACUCCCGGACCCAGAGAUUGUACUUCGCGGCCCUUGCGAGUUCCCAAGAAUCGACGAAAGGUUCCUCAUGAGCAAGAAUCCCACCCGCCAGCUCUUCCAAGGCCUCAACACUUUGGCUCGCGUCGACUACGAAACGGGCGAGGUCGAGUACUUCUCGCCCGGCCCCAACUGCCUGGUUCAGGAACCGGCUUUCAGCCCCAGACACCCUGAUGCGCCGGAGGCCGAUGGGUUCCUCAUCACCAUGGUGGAUAACAUGGAGCUUGGCAGGAAUGAGUUGAUAAUUCAAGACACGCGCGAUUUCCAAACGGCUGUCGCCAAGGUCAUCCUGCCUUUCCGUCUUCGUUCCGCUGUACAUGGAAAUUGGGUUGAUUCGACGAGGAUCGCGGAUGCCGAGCCGUACGAGGUGCAGUCUUUCAGGGACCUCUACCCCCAUAUUCCGACAGUUGGGCCCGAUUCGGGCAGCAAGGUCAACGAGGCGUCCAAGAUAUGAUAUUCUGAGAGAGUUUUGUAUACAUAUGGCUAGUCUAUCACAAAUUGGCACUGGCCUUCUCGAGUAGAAGUGAAGUAAAAUGAAUAAAGAAGAUGAGUGGUUGCAACAUGCAAAGACUUGGAUGGAGUGAGCGAUUGGUUGAAGGUGUGUGAGUCACAGCUCCACAACUGUGUGGAAUAGGUAUUAUUUGCAAAACCGUUAAAGUUUUCAUCAACAAGCCUGAGCACAAUAGCUCAGGGGUAGAG